Molecule: messenger RNA, 2269 nt
Organism: Nipponia nippon (crested ibis)
Lineage: Eukaryota; Metazoa; Chordata; Aves; Pelecaniformes; Threskiornithidae
Source: RefSeq, a predicted model, not a curated record
AUGCAAUAUCCCCCAGAGCCCCGUGCUUUGCACGGGGAGGAGCGGAGCGGCAGGCUGCCCAGGCGGGGUUCGCAGACUCAGGCCGGCAGGGAGGGAGGGCGGGCAGCCCCUUCCCGCACGCCGGGCCCCUCAGGUAUCGACAUCGCAAAGAGCCGAGGAGCCCGGUACCGGCUUGGUCCAGAGCUCGAAAUCUGUGGCUACGGCUGCUCGGAUCACUAUUAUGAGUCCGACACACUCUUGCAUUCAUUUCAAGUUCUGGCAAAGCUUUUGGAGUCUCCAGCUACUCAAGAUAUUAUCUGCGAUGUGGGAAUGCCUGUUCUGCACAGAAAUGUUCGCUACAAUUGUCGAGUGAUCUUUUUAAAUAAGAAAAUUCUUCUGAUCAGACCAAAAAUAUCAUUGGCAAAUGCAGGAAACUACAGGGAGCUUCGAUGGUUUACCCCGUGGAACAAAGCAAGGCAUGUGGAGGAGUAUUUUCUACCCAGGAUAAUUCAGGAAGUGACUGGACAGGAAACUGUUCCUUUUGGGGAUGCAGUGCUGGCAACCAAAGAUACCUGCCUAGGGGCAGAAAUAUGUGAAGAACUCUGGGCACCAAACAGCCCUCAUAUUGAAAUGGGACUUGAUGGUGUGGAAAUUUUCACUAACUCUUCAGGGAGUCACCAUGUGCUGCGGAAGGCUCACAUCCGGGUGGAUUUGGUGAAUUCUGCCACAGCAAAGAAUGGUGGAAUAUAUAUUUUAGCUAACCAGAAAGGCUGUGAUGGUGAUCGUCUGUAUUAUGAUGGCUGUGCCAUGAUUUCGAUGAAUGGAGAAACUGUUGCACAAGGAUCCCAGUUCUCACUCGAUGAUGUGGAGGUGCUGGUUGCCACUCUGGACUUGGAAGAUGUUCGAAGUUACAGAGCAGAGAUUUCAUCUCGUAACUUAGCGGCAAGUAAAGUGAAUCCCUAUCCCAGGGUGAAAGUGAAUUUUGCUCUGUCAUGUUCUGAUGAUGUAGCUGUACCUACGUGUAUGCCAAUCCAAUGGAGACACCAUAGUCCUGAGGAGGAGAUCAGCCUUGGUCCUGCAUGUUGGCUUUGGGACUAUUUAAGGCGCAGCAAACAGGCAGGAUUUCUCCUACCUCUUAGCGGCGGAAUUGACAGCUCUGCUACAGCUUGCAUAGUGUACUCUAUGUGUCACCAGGUUUGCCUGGCAGUCAAGAAUGGAAAUGCAGAUGUGCUGGCUGAUGUGCGCAAGAUUGUGAAUGAUGAGACCUAUGUCCCUGAGGAUCCUCGAGAAUUUUGCAAGCGUAUCUUUACCACUUGCUAUAUGGCUAGUGAGAACUCCUCCCAGGAUACUUGCAACAGGGCUAAACUUCUGGCUGAGCAAAUAGGCAGCUAUCACAUCAAUCUGAACAUAGAUGCGGCUGUGAAAGCUGUUGUGGGAAUUUUCAGCAUGGUGACAGGUCGAACUCCCCAUUUUUCUGUCUACGGAGGGAGCAACAGAGAAAACCUGGCACUCCAGAAUGUGCAGGCUAGAAUAAGAAUGGUCCUUGCCUACCUCUUUGCUCAGCUGACACUUUGGACUCGUGGGAUGCCAGGGGGCCUUCUGGUGCUGGGAUCAGCCAAUGUGGAUGAAAGUCUCCGAGGUUACUUGACGAAGUACGAUUGCUCAAGUGCGGAUAUCAAUCCCAUUGGUGGAAUCAGCAAGACUGAUCUGAAGAACUUCAUCCAAUAUUGCAUUGAAAAUUUUCAGCUCACGGCCCUCAGAAGUAUCAUGUCAGCUCCACCCACUGCGGAGUUAGAGCCCCUGGUGGAUGGACACGUGGCUCAAACUGAUGAGGCAGAUAUGGGCAUGACAUAUGCAGAGCUCUCAAUCUAUGGCAAGUUAAGAAAAAUUGCAAAGGCUGGACCAUACAGUAUGUUCUGUAAGCUGAUCAGCAUGUGGAAGGAAAUUUGUACUCCAAGAGAGGUGGCAUCAAAGGUUAAGCAUUUCUUCAGGAUGUAUUCAGUUAACAGACAUAAAAUGACCACCCUCACUCCUUCCUACCAUGCUGAAAACUACAGUCCAGAUGACAACCGAUUUGACCUGAGGCCUUUCCUUUAUAACACCACAUGGUCCUGGCAAUUUAGGUGUAUAGAUCAACAGGUAUCCAAGCUAGAAAAAAAAGAAGGAAUUUCUCCAGUUGAAGAUGUGGACUGAUUCGCUGUCUUGUUUAACUGUGGUAAUUAAUUUGCUAAGCAGCAUGUUCAAAACUGGAGCGUACUGUGAUGAUGAGCAGAGAUGACCCAAACAAUUG